AUGGCGGCCCUAAAAAUCUCGCAGCGCACCGUCCUACUGAGCGCGACUCUGGGUCUUGCACACGCUUUCACCUUACCGGAGCCUACGGCUGUGCCUGCGCAAGUCGAAGUUCUGGAGCCCGUUGUAACUCCCGCGGCGAUUCGCUUCGACGACAGGUAUAGCUAUGUGGAGAGACGAAACAUCCUAGACGACAUCAAGAGUGGUGUUGAAGGCGUAGCCAAGUCUUGGGGUAGCGUCCUCGGGACAGAUUUGCCUUCAUUCUUCACAGAUGGCAUCCCAGGUUGGUUCGAAAAUCUUCCCACAGGUACCAACGUUAUGUCAAGCUUGGGUAUUGGCGACAACGAUCUCGCUGCGAUACCCACUCAGGUUCUCAACGUCCCGCCCUACGCCAACUGGACAGAUCAGGGUUGGAACGUUCGCUUCCAUGGCAAUGUCUACAAGAUCCCCAACAUUUCUCAGUCAAAGAUUGAUGAUCUCGCCAACGUCUUUCUUAUCGACACCAGCGUAGAAGAGCUGCCGGAUGACCAGAAGGCCAAUGCACGUAACCUAACAAGGUCUAUCUUCAUUGUUCAACAAGGCGACGAGAAUGUCACAAUGACACUCGAGCCAGCGCCAAUGCAGGGCGGUGACGGUGAGCCCGGAGGCGGCAACGCUAUCACUGCGCCUGGAGGAAAUCAGACCGUCACUCUGCCUUACGAGACCACCGAUCAAGGAGACUUUGACGUCUUUGUACAAAUUCAGAGCAACGGUCUACUCAAUGGCAACGAGACCGAGAACGUGCAGCGCCUUAAUGUCCACACGAAUGGCACAAACACUGGCAAUGCCACUGCCUUCCUCGUCCCUCCUACAGGCAUCACCUUCAUCUCGGAUAUCGACGACAUCCUCCGAGUGACCAAGAUCUACGAUCCCAAAGAAGGCCUCCUGAACUCCUUUGCUCGUAACUUUACGCAAUGGAUGAACAUGCCUGACAUCUACCGCAAUUGGUCGCAGACUCUGCCAAACAGCACGCACUUCCACUACCUGACCACCACACCUGAGCAAGCCACCCGCAACUACAUGGACUUCAUCUACAAGACCUACCCCGGCGGCUCGUUCGACACCCGGCCCCUGAACUUCUCCGACGUGAGCGCGACCCUUUCCAUCCGAAAAUACCUCCUCGAGAAAGUCUUCGCCACAUUUCCCCAGCGAAAAUUCGUCCUUAUCGCGGACACAUCCAACUCAGACGUCAUGAGCGACUAUCCCCAACUCGCGCACGAUUUCCCCAACCAAGUCCAAUGCAUUUUCCUGCGCAACACAUCGGCCACCGACAGCGACGACUGGUUCCCAUACAACACCGAGGGUUUCAAGGGCCUGAACAACCGCAGUUACAUGUUCUUCCACGUGCCUGAUGAUCUCCGGGGCCUGGACAUUGCUAAUGGCCAGUGCUUGAACGAGUCGAUCCCGCAGAAUGUCACUUUCUCGCGACAGGCUGAGAUUCUCGGCAUCCAUGGUGCCGGGAGCAAGGUUGGUGGCAGCGCUACCAUCAGCUUCGUGGUGGCGCUGGUCGCUGCUAUGUUUUUGACGCUUUAG
This is a messenger RNA of Boeremia exigua, 1569 nucleotides long. RefSeq lists its product as uncharacterized. Gene Ontology annotation, cellular component: actin cortical patch. The coding region runs from base 1 to 1569 and encodes 522 amino acids. Gene Ontology annotation, molecular function: phosphatidate phosphatase activity. The transcript is spliced from 2 exons. NCBI's taxonomy places the organism in Eukaryota, Fungi, Ascomycota, Dothideomycetes, Pleosporales, Didymellaceae. The record is from RefSeq and is a predicted model, not a curated record.